GCCUUCUUCCUUGAGUCUGCUUGCGCCGGCGACGGCAGCAGCAGCAGUUCCGGGCUUUCCGCUGCGCAGCUCGGAGUCCCCCCUCCCGUCUUUGAUCACCGGACGCUUACACGGAGCCCGCUGUACGGCAGAGGAAACUUCCAGCUCGGUGUGCUGUGUUCAGCUGCAUUGCAAGUGCCUGGGGGCACCCGCAGGAAGAGUCCCAUUGUGUGCCAGCUGUAGGGGGCAUCUGGACCGUCACCCCGGGCAACCGCAGCAUCAGCACCAGGGACAGCUCCCCCCAGCCUCCUCUAUACAUAUACUGGAUGGGGGUGGUGUGAUCACUCUAGGCUAUGGUGGGGGGGGGAUCAGGACUACAACUCCCAUCUGCCCAUGUCCUGUACUGCUCCUUUUAGUCACUUGUGUUCCCAUCCUGUGCUCCAGGACUAGCCCCAGUCCCUGAUCUAUGAUGUGACAUUGCCCCGGACAGGCUCUGGAUCGUCACCCAUAAGGGAUCGAGCUUUUACACAGUUGCACUAUAUUCAUUUUUUAUUUUUGUUUUAUACCAAAAGGAUUGUUUUUUUUGUUUUAUUGGCCGCGUUUCGAAUAAAUAAAAAGCAAUGACUGGGAGCCGGUGGCUGCGCUAUGUGAACUGUUUGCCUUUGCUGGUCCUAUUGCCUUGCUCGGUGGUCCGGGGCGCCUCGGAGACCACCAGCGUGGAUUAUUACAAUGCCAUUGUGAAUGUGACGGCGCAGGAGCCGGGCAACAAACCCGCCCUGGAUGGUGGUCGCUACGGGCUGGACUCCCCCGUCACCGAAGCCAAAGGGAUCAUUGUGACACCGGUCAACCUCCAAGGAGCUCCAGAUCGACAAGGUUGUGACUCUCAUAUUCGUUUUCCUGUGCCUGCUAACACCAAGCACUGGAUUGCACUUCUACAGCGUGGGAACUGUACCUUUAAAGAAAAGAUUCUUCGAGCCGCAUCCCACAAUGCUACAGCUGUGGUCAUCUACAACAACAAUUCUAAUGAAGAUACUGUGACCAUGACACAUCCAGGAACAGGAGACAUUGUUGCCAUCAUGAUCUCCGAGUCCACAGGACGGGAAAUAUUAAGUUACGUGGAAAGGAACAUCUCUGUCCUCAUGGCUAUUGCUGUUGGAUCACGUAGCCCAAACAGGAGCUUUAGUCGUGGCUCUUUGGUCUUCGUGUCUAUCUCCUUCAUCGUUUUGAUGAUCAUAUCUUCGGCUUGGUUAAUUUUUUACUUCAUACAGAAGAUCAGAUAUACAAGUGCCCGAGAUCGAAAUCAGCGACGACUUGGAGACGCAGCGAAGAAGGCCAUCGGCAAACUUACAACGAGGACGGUCAGGAAAGGAGAUAAGGAAACGGACCCGGAUUUUGACCACUGUGCCGUCUGCAUUGAGAGUUACAAGCAAAAUGAUAUUGUUCGCGUGUUGCCAUGCAAGCAUGUCUUCCACAAGGUGUGUGUGGAUCCGUGGCUCAGCGAGCACUGCACCUGCCCGAUGUGCAAGUUAAAUAUUUUAAAGGCUCUAGGAAUAGUGACUAAUGUGCCAUGCAGUGAGAAUGUAGCAUUCGAUGUUGAGCGACUCACCAGGAGUCAGCCAAGCACACGGGGAUCUGCACCAAGUGACCCAGUGGACGAAGGAUCGUUGAUUCUGGAAUCACUGCGCUCUUCGGCGAUAUCUCAGCUGCCGCAUGAAGGAGAGAUCACUCCAAGGACAGGAGAAAUCAACAUAGCUGUGACAAGUAGCCUCUUCUUUCAUCGAAAUUCGCUGUCCCCACGGAGCAUUGGAUACGAAACAGAGCUGUCCACUAUUGAACCCUCUCUUGACAUCUAUGACGAGAACAAAACCUGAGCCAUCUUCACCAGCCAUUUUAUCCGCAGCCCCUCUACCUCUUCCUGUAUUUCCUUACGCCCCAUCUAAUCUCCCCAUUGUACGUUGAAAACUCGUGCUGCCCUGUCGUGUGUCUGUGUCUGAACUGAAGAGUCGAACAAUAGAAAGCACAGUAUCCCGUCCCAUCCCGCCAAUGGAACAAGCUGCUGCAUAGUAGACUGCAAGCACUGGAGGAAGCACAAAGGAGGACAAGCUAGCCAAGUGCUGUCCACUUCUAUAUCUUCUGCUAUCAGUGUGUCAGAACUCCUAAGGCAUACCUUUUAGUGAUAUUUUUAUUACAGUAGACCAGAAACUGCUGCCAAACUUCUGAUUAAGGGCCCAUGGUUGUCUACAUGUCUCAUUACUUGCUAUCGGUGGAUUUAAAAAAAAAAAACAUUCAUACAGCAGAUGUCGUUCUAUGUCUGCCUUGAAUUUUCCUUCUUGAGGGCUAAUCCUUGUUUGCCUUUGGAGUGUUCUCGACUAAUGGCGUCUCAAAAUUUCUCCUAGUCACAGACUUGCUUCUCCAUUCAUGUCAUACAAUGGUUAUAGCUACUUCUUGGACAUGGGAACAUUGGUCUUAAUCUCUACUAUGCUUUUCUGGUUGUCAUAUUUGUGACAAACAUUGUAUGUAAGCACAAAAUUAAAAAA
Molecule: messenger RNA, 2516 nt
Organism: Rana temporaria (common frog)
Lineage: Eukaryota; Metazoa; Chordata; Amphibia; Anura; Ranidae
Gene: RNF130
Product: ring finger protein 130
Exons: 8
Coding region: 600-1850 (416 amino acids)
Source: RefSeq, a predicted model, not a curated record